AUGUCCGUCGCAGAUUUAGGUCAUAGGAAACGUUUGGCCGAGGGGCUAACGGUGACGCAAAAGGUUUUUGUAAGAUCUCGAAAUGGUGGGGCCUCCAAGAUUGUUCGAGAACACUACCUGAGAAAUGAUAUUCCUUGCUUGUCUAGAGUCUGCAAAGUUUGUCCCAACGUGGUGGUUCCCGAUGCCAAGAAUGAAUUACCUCAGUUUGUUCUUUCAGAAGAGCCUUUAUCACUUUCCAAUGGUCCACAUUACGUGGUUCUAGAUACGAAUAUCGUGUUACAAGCGAUCGAUCUAUUAGAAAAUCCUGAUUGCUUUUACGAUGUGAUUGUUCCCCAAAUUGUGCUCGACGAAGUUAGGAAUAAAUCGUACCCAGUGUACACGAGACUACGGACGCUCUGUAGAGAUAGCGAUGACAAGAAAAGGUUCAUCGUGUUCCAUAACGAGUUCAGCGAAAGUACAUUCGUGGAAAGAUUGCCUAGUGAAAGCAUUAAUGAUAGAAAUGAUAGAGCUAUAAGAAAAACGUGCCAGUGGUACGCAGAACACCUGAAGGAGCACAAUAUUCAUGUUAUCCUUGUGUCAAAUGACCGCUUGAAUAGAGAAGCUGCAUCUCAGGAUAGCUUUCUAACCAAAAGUCUUUAUGAAUAUGUUGAAAUGUUACCGAACGCUGAGGACAUCAAGGACUCUAUUCCAAACUUUGAGAGCUCUUCGGAUAAUACCAAGGAUGUUGAGGCAAAGGCAGAGUUCACUUUUCCUGAGUACUAUUCGACCGCAAGAGUCAUGGGUGGCCUGAAGAAUGGGGUCUUGUACCAAGGUAACAUUCAGAUUUCCGAGUAUAACUUUUUAGAGGGUUCUGUCAGUUUAUCCACAUUUUCCAAGCCGGUCCUCGUUGUUGGGCAGAAGAAUCUAAACAGAGCAUUCAAUGGAGACCAAGUAGUCGUUGAGCUACUUCCUAAGUCGGAAUGGAAAGCGCCCUCGUCCAUUGCACUGGAUUCCGAGCAUUUUGACGUUAAUGACAACGCCGAUGCAGACGAGGAUGUUGGCGCAGUAAUCUCCGACAAGCAACGUAAGUUGCUCGCUGAAAGCGCUAUUUCAGCCCAAAAGCUGAACAAAGUGCAGCCAACAGCGAGAGUGGUUGCUAUCCCAAGAAGAUCUUGGAGGCAGUUUGUCGGGCAGAUCGCACCUAACUCUGUUGAUCCACAUACCGGUGGAACCCAAAAUGUUUUCGUUAUCCUAAUGGACAAGUGCUUACCUAAAGUCAGAAUUCGGACGAGGCGUGCCAAGGAGCUGUUGGAUAAGAGAAUUGUUAUAUCAAUUGAUUCCUGGCCCGCAGAGCAUAAGUACCCGCUGGGACAUUUCGUUAGAGAUUUGGGCGAAAUCGAAUCAGCAGAGGCAGAGACCGAGGCGCUUCUUCUUGAGCAUGACGUUGAAUACAGGCCAUUUUCGAAGAAGGUGUUAGAAUGCUUACCGCCUGAAGGUCAUGAUUGGAAGGCACCGGCCGAUUUAAAUGAUCCCGCUAUGAUUGCCAAGGACCCUCUACUUCCAAAAAGGCGUGAUUUGAGAGAUAAACUGAUAUGCAGUAUCGAUCCUCCAGGCUGUGUCGAUAUUGAUGACGCCUUACAUGCGAAGAGGCUCGCAAAUGGAAAUUGGGAAGUUGGCGUUCACAUUGCAGACGUCACUCAUUUCGUGAAGCCGAACACUGCACUUGACGCAGAAGGUGCGUCUAGGGGUACAUCUGUUUAUCUUGUUGACAAGCGUAUUGAUAUGCUUCCAAUGUUGCUAGGUACCGACUUAUGUUCUUUGAAACCAUACGUCGAUAGAUUCGCUUUUUCGGUCAUCUGGGAACUUGAUGCAGACGCAAAUAUAGUGAAUGUGGACUUUACGAAAUCAGUAAUUAAAUCGAGGGAGGCAUUCUCUUAUGAACAAGCCCAGUUGCGCAUUGACGACCCGACACAGAAAGACGAGUUAACGGAAGGUAUGAGAGCGCUGCUUCACCUUUCUAUUAAAUUAAAACAGAAAAGACUAGAUGCCGGAGCUUUGAAUUUGGCGUCCCCAGAGGUCAAAGUUCAUAUGGACAGUGAAACGUCAGACCCUAACGAAGUGGAAAUCAAAAAGCUGCUUGCAACGAAUUCCCUAGUCGAAGAGUUCAUGCUUCUGGCUAACAUAUCUGUAGCCAGAAAAAUCUAUGAAGCUUUCCCGCAGACUGCAAUGCUGAGAAGACAUGCAGCACCUCCUGCAACCAAUUUCGAGAUUUUAAAUGAAAUGUUGCAGACUAGGAAAGGCCUUUCAAUCUCGAUAGAGUCUUCUAAAGCUUUAGCAGACUCCUUGGAUCGCUGCAUAGACCCUAAUGAUCCCUAUUUCAAUACCUUGGUCCGUAUCAUGUCCACUAGAUGUAUGAUGGCCGCCCAAUAUUUCUAUUCGGGUGCUUACUCGUAUGCUGACUUCCGUCACUAUGGUCUAGCCGUGGAUAUUUACACGCACUUUACAUCUCCGAUCAGACGUUUCUGUGACGUUGUUGCGCACAGACAACUCGCUGCCGCUAUAGGGUACGAACCACUAGAUUUGAUGCAUAGAGAUAAAAACAAGAUGGAGAUGAUAUGUCGAAACAUCAACAAGCGCCAUAGAAACGCCCAGUUCGCUGGUCGAGCUAGCAUCGAAUAUUACGUUGGUCAAGUGAUGAGAAACAACGAGACGGUGGAAACCGGAUACGUCAUAAAGGUCCUCAACAAUGGUAUUGUUGUAUUGGUUCCGCGCUUUGGUGUGGAGGGCCUAAUAAGAUUGGAAAAUCUAACGACUGACCCUAAUUCUGCAGAGUUUGAUGAGGUAAAUUUCAAACUCUCUUUCAAGCAAAACGAAACGGAGAAGCAGAAGGAAAUUUACGUCUUUGACAAGGUAGAGGUUCAACUGAGGUCAGUGUUGGAUCCCGUCACCAGCAAGCGUAAAGCGGAGCUGCUGCUUAAGUAG
Torulaspora globosa is the source of this 2961-nucleotide messenger RNA. It is a transcript of the gene DIS3, whose product is annotated as exosome catalytic subunit DIS3. The coding region runs from base 1 to 2961 and encodes 986 amino acids. Gene Ontology annotation, cellular component: cytoplasmic exosome (RNase complex); nuclear exosome (RNase complex). Gene Ontology annotation, biological process: rRNA catabolic process. NCBI's taxonomy places the organism in Eukaryota, Fungi, Ascomycota, Saccharomycetes, Saccharomycetales, Saccharomycetaceae. The transcript has a single exon. Gene Ontology annotation, molecular function: 3'-5'-RNA exonuclease activity; RNA binding; endonuclease activity. The record is from RefSeq and is a predicted model, not a curated record.